CUACAGCCAGUUCUGUGCAGUCCUCCGUCGCGAGUGGUUGGUUUCCUCCCGAGAACCUUCGUCCUUUUGCCACCGGCAAAGAUUAUCACGUGCAUUUCACAGUUCGUGCUGUCAACAGGCGCGCGCGCUCUCAAUUACUGUUCCAAAGUUUAUUUUUCGAUGUUCGGGAAAAAGUUUGCUCACAGUCCGCAGCACACACGUUAAACGCCGAGUAAUUUGGUUCAGAUUUAUUACGUUAAUUAAGACCGCCUGUGCCGAGCAUAAUGUGUGAAUUUACAGCGAGAAGUUGACGAUAAGCGAUCCCACGGAAAAGUGCAAAAUCUCGUUAAAAUAUACCCCAAACACUCAUAAAGUGUGUCGAUGUAGGAGCAAGUUGCGCCUUUUAUGUGUGGGAGAAAAAAAAGCAUUAAACAGAGAUUUUAUCGUCGUUAUUACGUGCUUCUUCGGUCCCAAACCGCGUUUCAGGAGCCAACUCGCGGCAGCCGCAAAUUUCGUAUUUAAAGCGUGAUUCUGCGGCGAAAGGAAAGUGCCGGACCAGCGGAGGCAUCAAUUAUUAACCCUCGUCCCCGUCGUUAGUGUGGCCGUCAGGAAGUUUGUUUGUACGAAGGACUAGGACUAGUCACGGCACGUGUCACACGAUGCUUCGCUUUGGAUUACUGAAGUACAAGAAAUUGAAUAACGUCGUUGGGUCUUCCUCGAUGGAACCGGAACGGGCCAGUUUGGCACACAGUGGGGAUAAUAAUGGUGGCAAUCAGACGCGUGCAGGGACGCCACAGGCGACAACACCUGUGCGCCAGCAUCACCACCAGAUCCACAAUCAGUUGAAUGGGAGCAUCAUGAAAAAUACUAAUUCGCUCGCCAUGGACUCACCAACUAAAAGCAUCCACAAAGGGAAGUUCCCGACGGAGGGAUCAAACGAAGAGAGGCAAGAAUCUACCAGGUCACGUUCCAGUGCACUAGCCACUCCAUCGCCCACCGGUAAUUACAAACCACUCGGUUCGGAGCAGCUCACGCCUCGGAAGCAGCGCCCAGCCGCCCUCAACUGCAAGGCUCGCAUCUACAAGUGUAUCAAGCGACUGUUGAAAAGGAACAACUUCCCAAAUGAGCAGCAGCAGCAGCAGAAAGUUCAACAUCAACAGCAGCAGGUGCAAGGAAAAUCCAAAGUUGAUUACAAAGAGAUUAAAAGUUUGCUCGAGAAGGAAAAAUGCUCGCUCGAGUAUGACGUCAACCUGGCGAAAUGUGUGGAUAAACCAGCGCUGAUCAAGAAAAUCGCAUUGAAUUUACUGAAAUCAGCGGAAGGAUCAUCGGAAGAUUGCUCCCUAGUUAUCGCCCCCGAGCGUCUCUCGGAGACGACGUCGGUGCAGAGCGGUCUCGAGCAGGCAUCCGAGUACGAGCGCCUCUGCAGUGAAUCCUGGUACCACGAGAACCUACCCCGGGAGCUGUCACUAGAUUUGCUCGCUCACGAAACGCCGGGGGCAUUCAUCGUGCGCAAAAGUGCCACCCAGCGGGACUGCUACGCCCUGUCGCUGCGCGUUCCCCCUCCCGGACCAAAGAUCGCCCACUAUCUGAUCAUCCGAACCGUCUCCGAGGGCUAUCAGAUCAAAGGCUUCCACAAAGAAUUCACCUCGCUGCGAGCCCUCAUCGUUCACCAUUCCGUCAUGCCGGAAGCCCUUCCGGUUCCGCUGGCCGUCCCGAGACCGGCCAAUCUGGCUGUGAAAACCAAAUGCGAAGAUGAUUACGACACCGUCUACGAUCUGUCGGAAACCGCACUGGCGUAAUCACGUGCAUCCAAAAAAAAACCCUCUAACUGUAUGUUAAGGAACCUUUACCAAAAUCCCAAUUGUUACCUAUAUCGUGUAAGCUAUUAUUAUCUAUACAUAGACAAAUAUAAAUUAUUUAAAAGAAAUUUA
Molecule: messenger RNA, 1910 nt
Organism: Toxorhynchites rutilus septentrionalis
Lineage: Eukaryota; Metazoa; Arthropoda; Insecta; Diptera; Culicidae
Exons: 3
Coding region: 639-1778 (379 amino acids)
Source: RefSeq, a predicted model, not a curated record